This is a messenger RNA of Rubroshorea leprosula, 899 nucleotides long. NCBI's taxonomy places the organism in Eukaryota, Viridiplantae, Streptophyta, Magnoliopsida, Malvales, Dipterocarpaceae. The record is from the annotation of a GenBank genome assembly.
CAAAGUUGUAUAUACUUUCUUUAGAACUCGGAGGUUUUAUUCGACUAUAAUAUGAGUCUCUAUGUUGGUGCUCAGCAAGACAAAACCAACUCGGCCACUGUGUAUGUAUUAGUUGCAUAUACAAAACAAACGAUUCUGAUAUUACUGCUAAUUUGGAAAUAUCGAAUCAUUUGGCGACACAGAGGUUCUGAACCAUUCACCAUAACUUCAAAUCAAGAUUUUAAAUUAGUUUUUUUGUUGGUGGGGCUGUCAGACUUCUAAAGUCAAAUAUGGCUCGGUCUCGUGGGAAUUCUCAAGCAGCUAAUGAGGAUAACACCCGAACCUCAAGGAGAAAAACGACUGCUUCCACUGCAGAAAAUUUACUAUCAUCUUCAGGUCAAGGUUCUUGUGAAGGGAAUAGGGCUUUUUACCAUUGCAACUAUUGCAACAAGGACAUCACAGGAAAGACUCGAAUCAAAUGUGCUGUUUGUCCUGAUUUUGACUUAUGCAUAGAGUGCUUUUCAGUUGGGGCCGAGGUGACACCUCACAAAACUCAUCAUCCUUACAGGAUUAUGAAUGAUUUAUCAUUCCCUGUUUUUUGCCUUAACUGGGAUGCACAGGAAGAAAUGUCACUUCUGGAGGGGAUUGAGAUGUAUGGUCUAGAAAACUGGGCAGAAGUGGCUGUGCAUGUAGGGACCAAGACUAAAGAAGAGUGCGUUGAGCACUACAGAAAUGUGUACUUGAACUCCCCAAACUUCGUUCCGGACAUGUCUGGUGUGAACAGGGAAAACAAGAACGAACAAGUAUGAUGUGUUCAUGAAAUCCAUUGGGUGUUGUUAAAGAGAUCUUAAGAGAUUUAGGAAUAAGCUACACAAAUUGGUUGACUCAUUAAAUUAUGAUAAUAGAUCAAAUCUUAAAUU